This is a messenger RNA of Lineus longissimus, 1770 nucleotides long. Its product is annotated as fibrillin-1-like. The record is from RefSeq and is a predicted model, not a curated record. Gene Ontology annotation, molecular function: calcium ion binding. Lineage: Eukaryota; Metazoa; Nemertea; Pilidiophora; Heteronemertea; Lineidae. The coding region runs from base 82 to 1770 and encodes 562 amino acids. The transcript has 12 exons.
CUGACAGUCAGUGGCAUCAAGAGUGCAUGCUAUAGCUCGCUGUCCGUUCUUCAGGAAAAUUGGUGAAACUCCAUCCGAAGAAUGCAGUUGUCGCUACCUUUGGUGGCCAUCCUGGUCAUUGCAGCGUUAGUUUUACCAGAUGCUGUUCGCAGUGCAGUCAACUACCAACAGUUCGCUGCGUCAAAUGGACUCACAUAUCGUCAUGGCAGCUGCCGAGGAAAUGACAUCCAAUUUCUCUCUAAUACAAACCUUGCGAGCUGCAAUACGCAGUGUAAGGCCAGGUCCAGUUGCAUCUGUUUCCUCUGGAAUGAAGCCAAUCACUGCUACUUGAAAAGCAAAACCUGUUCAAAUGUCGGCACAUCGAACCCGAGGAAUCAUUUCUUUGAUAAAGGCACCGUCAACUACCAACAGUUCGCUGCGUCAAAUAGACUCACAUAUCGUCAUGGCAGCUGCCGAGGAAAUGACAUCCAAUUUCUCUCUAAUACAAACCUUGCGAGCUGCAAUACGCAGUGUAAGGCCAGGUCCAGUUGCAUCUGUUUCCUCUGGAAUGAAGCCAAUCAUUGCUACUUGAAAAGCAAAACCUGUUCAAAUGUCGGCACAUCGAACCCGAGGAAUCAUUUCUUUGAUAAAAUCGCCGAUAUCAACGAAUGCACUGCAAAUACACACAACUGCGACAGGACGAACGGCAUAUGCACCAAUACACCGGCAGGAUCAUUCACAUGUUCUUGUAAAAGUGGUUUCACUGGAAACGGGAGAACAUGCACUGAUAUCAACGAGUGCACUGCGAAUACACACAACUGCGACAGGACGAACGGCAUAUGCACCAAUACACCGGCAGGAUCAUUCACAUGUUCUUGUAAAAGUGGUUUCACUGGAAAUGGGAGAACAUGCACUGAUAUCAACGAAUGCACUGCGAAUACACACAACUGCGACAGGACGAACGGCAAAUGCACCAAUACACCGGCAGGAUCAUUCACAUGUUCUUGUAAAAGUGGUUUCACUGGAAAUGGGAGAACAUGCACUGAUAUCAACGAAUGCACUGCGAAUACUCACAACUGCGACAGGACGAACGGCAAAUGCACCAAUACACCGGCAGGAUCAUUCACAUGUUCUUGUAAAAGUGGUUUCACUGGAAACGGGAGAACAUGCACAGUCAACUACCAACAGUUCGCUGCGUCAAAUGGACUCACAUAUCGUCAUGGCAGCUGCCGAGGAAAUGACAUCCAAUUUCUCUCUAAUACAAACCUUGCAAGCUGCAAUACGCAGUGUAAGGCCAGGUCCAGUUGCAUCUGUUUCCUCUGGAAUGAAGCCAAUCACUGCUACUUGAAAAGCAAAACCUGUUCAAAUGUCGGCACAUCGAACCCGAGGAAUCAUUUCUUUGAUAAAGGCACCGUCAACUACCAACAGUUCGCUGCGUCAAAUAGACUCACAUAUCGUCAUGGCAGCUGCCGAGGAAAUGACAUCCAAUUUCUCUCUAAUACAAACCUUGCAAACUGCAAUACGCAGUGUAAGGCCAGGUCCAGUUGCAUCUGUUUCCUCUGGAAUGAAGCCAAUCAUUGCUACUUGAAAAGCAAAACCUGUUCAAAUGUCGGCACAUCGAACCCGAGGAAUCAUUUCUUUGAUAAAAUCGCCGAUAUCAACGAAUGCACUGCAAAUACACACAACUGCGACAGGACGAACGGCAUAUGCACCAAUACACCGGCAGGAUCAUUCACAUGUUCUUGUAAAAGUGGUUUCACUGGAAAUGGGAGAACAUGCUCUGGUAGGUAG